AUGAUCUUCUCAACAAAAGCUAUCGGCAUUGGAGCCCUUAUCUCGGCGGUCCCAGUCUGUGCUGCCUCAUACUCCCAGAGCAAAGUAUACGAUAGCACCAACUUCUUCGAUGAGUUCAGUUUCACCAGCGAUCCGGACCCAUCUGGUGGCUUUGUGAAGUAUGUGGACGCCGCAACUGCCAAAAGUUCUGGCAUGGCCAAGAUUAGCAACGGCGCAGUCUACCUUGGUGCCAAUUUUGCGGAUAAGAGUACCAGUGGCCGCCCUUCGACCCGGGUCAAGUCGAAUGACGCGUUCACCAACGGCCUUUUCGUUGCCGACAUUGCUCACAUGCCAGCUGGCACUGGAAAGGGUGGCUCAUGUGGUAUCUGGCCUGCCUACUGGACCUCUGGCCCUGACUGGCCCAACUCUGGCGAGAUCGAUAUCAUCGAGGGCGUCAACAACCAGAAAUCCAACGCUAUUACCCUGCACUCAGCAAAGGGGUGCAACAUGGAUGUCACCGGGUCUGAGUCGACAUCAGACCAGACUUCUGCUGACUGUGAGGACUCCACCUCGGGUUGUUCUCAGGACACCACAUCGGCAAACAACUAUGGCGCUGCCUUCAACGCCAACGGAGGUGGUGUCUAUGUCACCGAAUGGGCAAGCCUUUCUAUCAAUGUUUGGUUCUUCCCUCGCGGUAGUGCUGGAGCUAACGCGGUGAUCGAUGCCGGCACUGCGGACCUGGAUGUGGCGAAGUUCGGCGCCCCCUUGGCUAGCUUCUCAGGCAAUACCUGCGACAUUGCCGAGAGAUUCAAGAGCAACAACAUUAUCUUCAACACCAACUUCUGUGGAGGCUGGGCUUCUAGAGAGUUCUUGAAGGAUGAGAGCUGCGCUAGCCUGGCCGAUACCUGCAACGAUUGGGUUGGAAACAACCCAACUGCCUUCAAUGAGGCUUACUGGCUGGUGAACUCGGUCAAGGUCUAUACCCGAAACAACUAA
This is a messenger RNA of Penicillium concentricum, 975 nucleotides long. RefSeq names its product glycoside hydrolase family 16 protein. Gene Ontology annotation, molecular function: hydrolase activity, hydrolyzing O-glycosyl compounds. The coding region runs from base 1 to 975 and encodes 324 amino acids. The record is from RefSeq and is a predicted model, not a curated record. Lineage: Eukaryota; Fungi; Ascomycota; Eurotiomycetes; Eurotiales; Aspergillaceae. The transcript has 2 exons. Gene Ontology annotation, biological process: glucan catabolic process.